AUGGGGCAUGCUGGAGGUGAAGCUGCGGAUUGUUGCUCUACCCACCUCAUAGAUGGAGAUGGGACUUUUAACAUAGCAGGACUUGAUAAAUUCAUGAAAGAAGUAAAACUCGGCGAAUGUGGUCUUUCUUAUGCAGUUGUAUCUAUUAUGGGUCCCCAGAGUAGCGGGAAGAGUACGCUUUUAAAUCAUCUAUUUCAUACUAACUUCAGGGAAAUGGAUGCAUUUAAGGGAAGGUCACAGACCACCAAAGGAAUCUGGAUGGCUCGAUGUGCAGGCAUUGAACCUUGCACUAUUGUAAUGGAUCUCGAAGGUACAGAUGGAAGAGAACGUGGAGAGGAUGAUACUGCAUUUGAAAAGCAGAGUGCGCUUUUUGCACUUGCUGUUUCAGACAUAGUACUUAUAAACAUGUGGUGCCAUGAUAUUGGUCGUGAGCAUGCUGCGAAUAAGCCUCUACUGAAAACUGUAUUCCAAGUCAUGAUGAGAUUAUUCAGUCCUCGUAAAACAACCUUGAUUUUUGUUAUACGUGAUAAAACACGAACACCUUUGGAAAAUUUAGAGCCUGUCCUGAGAGAAGAUAUCCAGAAGAUAUGGGAUUCGGUUCCCAAACCAGAAGCCCAUAAAGAAACACCGUUGAGUACAUUUUUCAAUAUUGAAGUUGUAGCUCUUUCUAGUUUUGAAGAGAAGGAAGAACAAUUUAAAGAGCAGGUUGCCAACUUGAGGCAACGGUUCUACCAUUCGAUUGCUCCUGGAGGGCUUGCUGGUGAUAGGCAGGGAGUUGUUCCUGCUUCAGGUUUUUCCUUUAGUGCCGAACAGAUAUGGAAAGUCAUCAAGGAAAAUCGAGACCUUGACUUGCCUGCUCACAAGGUGAUGGUGGCCACAGUGCGUUGUGAAGAAAUUGCUAAUGAGAAAUGUGCUGCCUUUGUUACAAACAAGGAUUGGUGCGAACUAGAGGAUGCUGCAACAUCUCAUUUGGUGCCUGACUUUGGGAAAAAGCUUAGUUCAAUGCUUGAAGUUUAUUUUUCAGGCUAUGAUGACGAGACUACAUUUUUUGAGGAAGGAGUUAGGACUGCAAAGCGAAAACAAAUGGAAGAGAAAUUGUUGCAACUUGUUCACCAUGCAUACCAAUUAACCUUGGAACACAUAAAGUCAGACACACUGGAUAAAUUCAGUAAAGCAUUUGAAAGUGCUUUGAGCGAAGGACAAGGGUUUGCAGUAGCUUCUCGUAAUUGCAAAACGUCAAUUAUGAAACUAUUUGAUGGGCAAUGUGAAGGUGCCAUCAUCAAACAAUCUGGUUGGGACACAUCAAAAGAGAAGGAAAAACUUUCGAAAGAUCUUGAUGCACAUAUUGCAAAUGUUCGUAAUACAAAGCUAUCAGAUCUUUCUACAUUAUAUGAGUCAAAACUAAGUGAGGCAUUAAAUGGACCAGUGGAAACUCUUCUACAAGCAACUAAUGAUGAUACUUGGCCUGCAAUAAGAAAACUUUAUCAACGUGAGACUCAAACUGCUGUCUCUGCGUGUUCUGCUGCACUUUCUGGCUUUGAAAUGAAAGAAGAAUCCAAAAAUGAGAUCCUUUUACAAUUGGAGACUUAUGCAAGAAAUGUAGUCGAAAAGAAGGCUAAAGAAGAAGCUGGCAGAGUUUUAUAUCUCAUGAAAGAGAGGUUUACAAACAUAUUUAAUCAUGAUAAUGAUCAAAUGCCCCGGGUUUGGAGCGGAAAGGAAGAUAUUCGAGCAAUUACUAGAACAGCCCGCUCUUCUUCCUUAAAGUUGCUAUCAGUGUUGGCUGCAAUUCGUUUGGAUGGAGAUCCAGAUAAAAUUGCAGAUACACUACUCCUUACUCUAUUAGAUCCACAGAAAGUUGCUGUCAAGAGCUCUAGCUCAAACGAUCCAUUAGCGUCCAGCACGUGGGAAAAGGUCCCAACGUCAAGGACGUUGAUUACUCCUGUUCAAUGCAAAUCUUUGUGGAGCCAAUUUCAGAGGGAGACGGAAUAUACCGUCACCCAAGCUAUUUCUGCUCAGGAAGCUAACAAACGAAGCAGCAACUGGUUACCACCUCCAUGGGCUAUUCUUGCCUUGUUUGUUCUGGGUUUCAAUGAAUUCAUGACUCUUUUGAGGAAUCCAUUGUAUCUGAUUUUAAUUUUUGUCGGUUAUCUGAUUAUGAGAGCCUUGUGGGUUCAACUCGGCAUAGCUUCUCAAUUCCAAAAUGGCUUUCUUCCAGGAAUUCUCUCAUUGUCAACCAAGCUUAUUCCCGCCAUGCUCAACAUUAUGAGAAAACUCUCUGAGCUAGGAGGAAGGUCCAACAAUCCCCAAAUAAAUCAUGCACACAACUCCUAGUAUCAAAAUGCAACAGGCAAUAUAUAUGCCUUCAAAAACAUUUCAAUAUGGUAACGUUACUACCAAAAUCUAAUCCAACGGCCCUCAUGGACACAUAGGUGCAAGGAUAGUGAAUCGGAUUCAGCAGAUAAUGAACUUCUUCGUGCAUUCCAAACAGGUCGACUUGGCUAAUACCACUCAUACUGGAUUUUGAAGCAUCCAACAUCCUAACAUACUUACAAAAGCCAUAAUGUAAGACAAAAAUUUCUUUUUGGUUUAUAUCAUACAUUUUUCUCUAUAUACAUCUUUGUUCUUUUGCUUUUAUCACUUUGGCUUUAUGUACAAAUCCAUGUUUUGUAAGGUCA
Molecule: messenger RNA, 2675 nt
Organism: Erigeron canadensis
Lineage: Eukaryota; Viridiplantae; Streptophyta; Magnoliopsida; Asterales; Asteraceae
Product: protein ROOT HAIR DEFECTIVE 3-like
Exons: 23
Coding region: 1-2331 (776 amino acids)
Biological process (GO): endoplasmic reticulum membrane fusion
Cellular component (GO): endoplasmic reticulum
Molecular function (GO): GTPase activity; GTP binding
Source: RefSeq, a predicted model, not a curated record